AAAGCCGCAGCUGAUCAAACUACCUCUACCUUUUUUGAAGUAAAGUUCUACUUGAAAUUUUUAGUUUCCAAUCGAAUCUCAACCGAUCAAGUCAUCACGCCAAAAGAUUCUAUCUCUGUAACUUACUUCAUUAAUAUUUAUUAUAAUAUAGAAAUUUUCUCGUUUCGAUGCGUUUUCAAAUAAUUUCUACGAUCGCGCUUGCCGCAAUAUUUGCUUCUUCUGUAAAUUGUGGUUGUGAUAGGUCGGGUGAGGUGAAACCUUCGGAAGAUGGUGAUGUGACCCAAUUCUUUAAGAAUCUUGGCUGUGAUAUUAAGAAAGGUGCCGAAAAAGUCUCCGAUUCAGCCAAGCCGUACAUUGAUGAUAUCAAAAAAGGCGCCGAAAAAGUAUCUGAAUCUGCGAAGCCCUACAUAGAUGAUCUCGGAAGUAGGGCAAGGAAAUUGGGUGGCACCGUUGCUGAUCGAUUUCACGAUCUGAAGGAGAAGAUCAGUAGUAACACGGAUAAUUCUACAGUGACUCCUGAAAAAUCUUCAUCGACCACAGCUGAAGGCAGAUCUGUUGAUUAUGAAUUAUCUUCAACUUCAAACUCAUCAUCGCCAUCAUCGGGAUCAUCAUCAUCAACUCCAACAACUCCAUCACCCUCAUCAUCAUCUUCAUCAAUUCUUCCGGAUAUCGAUGAUCGCUUCAUUUUGGACGCCGUUCCAAAGUGCGGUGAAAACAAAAAGGACGACGGAAGAGGACAUUGCCGCAAUACUGGCUAAUAAUUUAUUCUUGUAUAUUUAUCUUACCUUAUAAACUAUUUGUUUUUCUUAAGAACAAUAAAAAAAUACAUCUUUCUCAUAAA
Eupeodes corollae is the source of this 841-nucleotide messenger RNA. RefSeq lists its product as uncharacterized. The transcript has 2 exons. NCBI's taxonomy places the organism in Eukaryota, Metazoa, Arthropoda, Insecta, Diptera, Syrphidae. Bases 168 to 758 code for a protein of 196 amino acids. The record is from RefSeq and is a predicted model, not a curated record.